CACAGUUCCGCUCACGUCAAUUCCAGGUUCUCCCUUGACAGUAGCCUAUAUCAAAGCCACGAAACACGAAACUCCAGGACUGCUUUCAGAACAAUCUGACGCGUCGUCUCGACAAAACAUCUUCCGCGCAUUGGCACAGAGUUAAGCGAAGACAGACUCCUGGCACCGAUGUACUGCUAACCAUCGUCAAGAAGCGGAACCAAGAGAAAACACGGGCACCGAGAGGCACGCAUGAAACGGGUAAUUUACGAGCGAUGACACAACAGCGUCCAUAUGAAGACUCCCUCCUAACUUGAGAGUGAUAACAAGCAAAAGCCAAGAAGUGUAUGUGGUGUGACACUGACUGCGAAGUUGUAGUUGAAAUUACUUUAUUGAACUACUCCAUCAACGACUUUUUUAUUACUGUUUUUCAGUCAAGGUUCGUAUGAGUACGGCUUUACAUAUCUAAUGGCACAAACUGCGCUCGGGCAUACUUCUCGAAUCGGGAGAGAUGGCUCGCACCAUGCGCACGGCUUCUAUGACGCAACCGGCCACUGGCAGAUUUCCGUGAUGCUCCCGCAGGACAGACUAACCGCACACCACUGAUACCCUAUUUUGGCAAGUGAUAAACUGCAGACGACAGUUGCACAUCUCUACGGGCACGAUAAAUACCCAGAAGCGCCAUCAACUCCUGGCUUUGGACAGCGCUGUGGCAUUUUUCUUGCCUGGAUAUGUUUGGGAUUAUUCAGAGUUCUUAAGCAGAACGUACGAAGCAGGACGUAUUGAACAGACGUGAACAGAAGAAUCUGCACGCACAAGUUGAGUUAAUUGCUGAACACAAAGUGUACUUGGGAUCUCAGAGACAUUUUGUAGGCUGUUGAAGCCUUGGCCCAUGGCUGUGCGUAGGGAAAAACAGACUAUUGCCUUCUGUCAGGCAGAACUGUCGCUGGUUUGUGGAUUUAGCUGUGCAGCUGUGAAGAUUUGAAGAGUGCAGAUAGACUACGUUAUGUUUUGAAGGAGGACGCUUUAAAUGAAGAUUUUUCACCCUUCUCUGCAGAGCUAGAGGCCAAGCACGAGGUGAAGGCUUUAGUGGAUAUAACUCGGAAUUUAGUGUCAUUUUAAUUAACUCGGCUCAAUGCGCAUCCUGUGACACGCCAGAGUCUAAAAAGCUGCGCUGUGCUGUCCGAGUUGGAGCGUAGAAUGCGUCGGGCCAAAGACGCAUUGAUUGGAAGCUCAAAGUGGUGUUCACUUCAGAUGGAUAGCUGGCGUUUCUUUUGACAUACAUUGUGGCGCGAAUAUUAUGUCACUCAAUUAUGAUUGUGUAAGAGCACGUGCGGGAGACUUCGAGAAAAUGCGGUACACUUUCUCCUUGCAGGUAUCUACUCUGCUGUUUGUGUGUGUGGGAGGUGCUGAUGGAGAGGACACCUGUGAUACUCUGAUGAUGCUGUCAGGAAACUUCACCACGUACUCUAUGGCCUUUGGGAACCAGACUGAGCAGAACGUCUCAGGGGUGUUCUGCAGGACCUCCAUUGACGGGAUUGGCACCUGCUGGCCCAGAAGUCGAGCGGGUCAGAUGGUGUCCCGGCCGUGUCCAGAGUUCUUCCUUGGCGUCCGGUACAACACCACCAAUAGCGUGUACAGGACGUGCCUGGCCAAUGGGACGUGGGCCCUGAAAGGGAACUAUUCGCAGUGCCGGGCCAUACUCAGCACACAGAGGAAGAGUAAGCUGCACUACCGGAUAGCGGUGAUUAUAAACUACCUGGGCCACUGCCUCUCCCUGAUGGCUCUGCUCCUGGCCUUUGCCCUCUUCCUGUGCUUAAGGAGUAUCCGUUGUUUAAGGAACAUCAUCCAUUGGAACCUAAUCUCAGCAUUCAUCCUCAGGAACGCCACCUGGUUCAUCGUCCAGCUCACCAUGAACACCGAGGUCCAUGAGAGCAAUGUGCUGUGGUGUCGUGUGGUCACAGCUGUGUAUAACUACUUCCACGUGACCAACUUCUUCUGGAUGUUUGGGGAAGGCUGCUACCUGCACACUGCCAUCGUACUCACCUACUCCACGGACAAACUCAGGAAGUGGAUGUUCAUCUGCAUCGGCUGGGGUAUUCCACUUCCAAUCAUCGUUGCCUGGGCUGUUGGCAAAUUGUAUUACGACAAUGAGAAGUGCUGGUUUGGGAAGAGAGCGGGGGUGUACACAGACUACAUCUACCAGGGGCCCAUGAUUCUGGUGCUUGUGAUCAACUUUGUCUUCCUCUUCAACAUAGUCAGAAUUCUAAUGACCAAACUCAGAGCCUCAACCACCUCUGAGACCAUCCAGUACAGGAAGGCAGUGAAGGCCACCCUGGUCCUCUUGCCUCUGCUGGGGAUCACCUACAUGCUGUUCUUUGUGAACCCAGGAGAGGAUGAGAUCUCCCAGAUUGUCUUCAUCUACUUCAACUCCUUCCUUGAGUCCUUCCAGGGAUUCUUUGUGUCUGUGUUCUACUGUUUCCUAAACAGUGAGGUGCGCUCCGUGGCCAGGAAGCGGUGGCACCGAUGGCAGGACAAACAUUCCAUCCGCACGCGGGGCGCCAGGGCGAUGUCCAUCCCGACCUCGCCCACGCGGCUGAGUUUCCACAGCAUCAAACAGUCCACGUCCGUAUGAGACACAGCGCACUCUUUCCACCCGGGCAGGAAGGAAGUGAAGAACGAGGGAACGAGCAAGGAAAUGGAAGAGGAGAGGAGAGGAGGGGAGAGGAGAAGGAGGGACAGUUGAAGGGCAAACCGGAGAGGUGGAGGAGACUCGCAGCACACUGGGCCAAGAACUACAGGAACCAGCGCACCUGCCGCACAGGAACUACAGGAACCAGCGUCCCUUCUGUGUGGGUUUCCACUGUAACUGACUGAGAUGGCAUGGUGUCUCUGGAUAAGGAUGACACAUUAUGAUGAUACAGAAGCACAUUAACAGCCAAGGGGUCAGAGGUCACCUCUAAUGGACCCCCCUCA
This is a messenger RNA of Alosa alosa (allis shad), 2955 nucleotides long. RefSeq names its product corticotropin releasing hormone receptor 1 (gene crhr1). The coding region runs from base 1280 to 2614 and encodes 444 amino acids. The record is from RefSeq and is a predicted model, not a curated record. Gene Ontology annotation, cellular component: neuron projection; plasma membrane. Gene Ontology annotation, molecular function: G protein-coupled peptide receptor activity; corticotropin-releasing hormone receptor activity; corticotropin-releasing hormone binding. Lineage: Eukaryota; Metazoa; Chordata; Actinopteri; Clupeiformes; Clupeidae. Gene Ontology annotation, biological process: adenylate cyclase-activating G protein-coupled receptor signaling pathway; cell surface receptor signaling pathway. The transcript is spliced from 14 exons.